Messenger RNA from Prorocentrum cordatum, 1309 nucleotides. The record is from the annotation of a GenBank genome assembly. Lineage: Eukaryota; Dinophyceae; Prorocentrales; Prorocentraceae.
AUGCAGCAGUGCUUCGUCGAGAUGUACGCAGACCUCUGUGCACGACUGCACGCAGACAUGAAAAAGGCCAACAUCGAGGCGGAUUUUAAGCGGUCGUUGCUCGACCGUUGUCAGCAAUCCUUCAACGCGCACCUGGAGCCGCCGGGUAUCGAUGAGUGCCUGGACUACGAGGAGCAGUACGAGAUGCUCGUGAAAUACAAGACCCGGAUGACUGGGACCGUGCGCCUCAUCGGGCACCUGCUCCGCCAGAGGAUGCUCUCCCCCAAGUUCAUCUUCGUCUGCGCCGAGGAGCUGCUCGAGAUCGGCUCCCCGGAGGCCCUGGAGACGCUGUGCGCCUUCCUGGAGACCAUCGGCUCCACCUUCGACGCCCAGGAGUGGCAGGGGCGCGCCCGCCUCGAGGAGGUCUUCGUGCGCGCCCGCCGGUACUCCGAGGACCCCGAGCGGCCGCAGAGGAGCAGGUGCCUGCUGAAGGACCUGCUGGACCUGCGGCAGAGGCAGUGGAAGGCGCGCGUCAUCAAGGAGCCCGAAGUGGCCGCCCCCCCGCAGCGAGCCCCGGAGGGCCAGCGAGCGGCGCAGGACGACAGCAACUGGCGGGCCCCCCGAGAUCCUGCCAGGGCGGAGGAGCCGAGGGCGCACCCAUCGCCGCAGGGCGGCCGCGCCUCCAUCGCCGCGGCCCGGACGAGGCGGGCCUGCGCCGCAGCCGCACCUGCACAUCGGAGGCCCUCCCGGCGCCGCGCUCCGGGGCCGAGGCGGGGCUCCGGCGCAGCCGCACCUGGGGCUCGGAGGCGCCGCCGCGCAGCCCGGUACCGGGCGGCCCCGCAGGCGCCGAGGACCCGGAGACGCCCCGUGGCGCCGGGGCGAGGCGGCGCCGGGGCCCCCGUCCGCCCCGCGCCGCCGCGCCCUCGCCCCCGGCGGCGCCGGGCCGGCGGCCGCGCCAGGCACUGGCGCCCCAGUGAUCGGUUCCCCGCCGCGCAGCCCCGGGUGACGGGGCGCGCUGCCGCACACGCGUUUCUUUUCCCGCGCCGAGGGGUGCUUCCCGAAGAGGUGCAGCCGCAACGCCAGGUAGAGGAAGAAGGCGAGGUGAGGAGAUGAGGGAGCGUCAGCCUGGCGCGCGAGGCGGCGCGGCGCAGACCGCAGCCUGUUUAUAGAGCGCACUGCCGAGGGGCCCGGGCUCAAUCCCCGGGAACGCCACGCAUGCACAGGCGCCGCGCGUGGCCGGGGCCGUCCUGCUUCGAAUCGGCCGAUGCGCGUCGAUGUCGCUUCACUCAGGACGGAUCCGAGUCGAUUGCCGUUUGCCGUCGCUCCCGGG